Molecule: messenger RNA, 2629 nt
Organism: Scomber japonicus (chub mackerel)
Lineage: Eukaryota; Metazoa; Chordata; Actinopteri; Scombriformes; Scombridae
Product: calpain-5-like
Exons: 12
Coding region: 1-2151 (716 amino acids)
Biological process (GO): proteolysis
Cellular component (GO): cytoplasm
Molecular function (GO): calcium-dependent cysteine-type endopeptidase activity
Source: RefSeq, a predicted model, not a curated record
AUGCCAGAGAGAGUGAGUGGCUUCCAGGGCCAGAGCUUUCACAAGCUAAGGCGGGCAUGCCUGCGACGUGGUGCGCUCUUCAAGGACCCCCUUUUCCCUGCCACUGCCCAGAGUCUCUUCUUUAAGAGGGAGCCACCGCCAGGAUUAACUUGGAAGAGGCCGAGGGAGAUAUGUAAGGACCCUCGUCUGUUUGUUGAUGGCAUCAGCACUCGUGACUUGCACCAAGGCAGUCUGGGUAACUGCUGGAUGGUGGCUGCUAUUUCCUGCCUAGCAUCUGAACCAUCUCUGUGGAAAAAGGUCAUCCCUGACCAUGUGGAUCAGGAGUGGAACCCAAAGCGCCCCGACCUCUAUGCAGGAAUCUUCCACUUCCGGUUCUGGCGCCUUGGCCGCUGGAUGGAUGUUGUUGUGGACGACCGUCUACCGGUCAGCGAGGAUGGAGUUCUGCUAUUCUGCCGCUCAGCAACACCGAGAGAGUUUUGGAGCGCCCUGCUGGAAAAGGCCUACGCCAAGCUAAAUGGCUGCUACGAGGCCUUAGAGGGCGGAAAUACUGCAGAGGCCCUGAUUGACUUCACUGGUGGAGUUUCAGAGCCGCUCAGCCUGGAUCGGGAGGCCCUCUGCCUGCACAGUGACCAGAGGAAGGUGUUCUUCCAGACACUGGCCAAGGCCCAUGAACGCAAAGCCCUCAUCACUUGCUCCAUACGGCCAGCGGAGGGGGAGGCGGUGGAGUCAGUGUUAGACUGCGGCCUGGUGCGAGGACACGCCUAUGGGAUCACAGCAGUGAGAAAGUUGCGGCUUGGUGAGAAGUUGCUGAGUGGGGCGUCCCGACUCUUCAUGGUGCGCAUGAGGAACCCAUGGGGGACGACAGACUGGACGGGUGCCUGGAGUCAGGGGUCACAGCAGUGGCAACAGAUGAGCCGUGCAGAUAGGGAGAAGUUGGGCCUCAUUGUUCGAGAUGUUGGGGAGUUUUGGAUGGAUUUCGUGGACUUUUGUCAUUACUUUACAGAUGUGGUAGUGUGCUGGCUGAUGGAGAGAGCUCGUCUGUGGCCGAGCUCUCACUGGAGAGAAGUGCACUGCUACGGGGAGUGGGCUUCAGCGCCCUCCACUCUCAGAGAACUUCCAUCAUCCGCCAUCCUCCACAGCAACCACUUGUUGACCUUGGGGAAGAGCAACUCCAAACCAAGAGGGACCAAACAGCAAGGUCACCGUAAGGAGGCAAGGCUUGGGGAGAGUCAGCAGGAAGGAGGGAAAAGAGGAGGAGAAAGGUGUCACAGAAAAGUGACAAAGGUAGAUGGAGGCAAUAGAGAGGAGCAGAAUGGUGGUUGGGAAGCGCAGAUGGAUAGGAGUAGUCGAUGUGGUGGUUGCAUCAACCACAGGGACACUUUCCUGCACAAUCCACAGUUCAUGUUUGAGGUGAGAGGCAAAGACGAGGAGGUGCUGAUCUGUCUGCAGCAGGAGGACAGGAGGAUUCGGAGAAAAGAUGGAGGAGGAGAGAAUCUGCCUAUUGGUUUUGAGGUGUUAAAGGUGGAGGUGAACCGCUGCAGCCGGGUGCAGUGUGUAGUGAAGCAGACAGCCAGCUCUGUCUACAUGGACUCCCGCAGUGUGACACUGAGGGGAACUCUGACUCCAGGCCGCUACGUCAUGCUGCCCACCACCUUCCUGCCAGGUGCCAUUGGACGCUUCCUCAUACGUCUCUUCUCACAUUCCCAUGUCCUUCUCAGGGAAUUGAAGGAGGAUUUGCCAUCUCCCUCUCUGUUCCAGUGUUUUCUACCUCAGCCCACUGUGGUGACCACAGUCCAUCUCCGCAAAGCAUCAGGACUCAGCCCUCCCAAACAGACAGCUCCAGAUGUUUAUGCUGUAGUGCGGUGUGAGAACGACACCAUCAGGACGCGGGUGUUCAAGGCUGAAGGAAACCCUGAGUUCAACCUCAGAACCAUCUUCUACAGGAGAUACCCAAACACACACAUCUCUGUUGAGUUAUGGAGCAGGGGUCUGCUGUGGGACUCUGUGUUGGGCAGAGUUCGACUCCUAACAGAGGAAUCUGAGAGGGGCCGGAGCCAUGUGAUUGAUCUACGAGGUGGCCAAUUGUGUUCAGGAUUCAGAGGCUGCAUCUAUGUUGAGACAUCCUCCAGCAUCUGCCUGAUGGACUUGUAGCUGAUUCACAGCAUCGCCUAGUUCCUCUGGUAACUACAUCAAACCAUGACAACCACUGUCCUAUCUGCACUGAUGGACAGAAAAGAUUUUGAAGAACUGAUCAAAAAAACUGCGCUGGACAGUGAAGUGAUUCCUAAAAAAUAUACAACAAAGGUGCUGUAGCUGCUUUGACAAUCUUUAAUAGGUGCUCUGUGUAUUCCAAACCAAACUCAGUGAUCUGACUGUUAAGAGUAAACAAAACUACUCUUUAGAAGAUGUUAUGUAGUGAUCUGCCGGUCAGACAUAGAGAUGGGCAUCUCUCAACUUCAGCAGUUUAACAAAAGCGAAAAGUGAUUGUUUUUGUAUUAUCUAGAUGUAUUAUUAGUACUACUAUUGUCUGGGUUUUCUUGCUGUUGUUACUGUCAUUACAAUUGUCAUAUUUAUUUUUGCCAUUAUUUAUGUUGUUGAUAAUAUGCCCAUAUGUAAAUGUACAUAAUCA